Molecule: messenger RNA, 2521 nt
Organism: Nicotiana attenuata
Lineage: Eukaryota; Viridiplantae; Streptophyta; Magnoliopsida; Solanales; Solanaceae
Product: DEAD-box ATP-dependent RNA helicase 50
Exons: 8
Coding region: 89-2158 (689 amino acids)
Molecular function (GO): nucleic acid binding; ATP binding; RNA helicase activity
Source: RefSeq, a predicted model, not a curated record
UGUACAUUGCGCAGGAAAGUUUUAAGUUUUGCAUUGUCAAUUCCCAAAUUGAUCCUAUCCAAAUUCAGCAAGACUACCUUAAACCACAAUGCUUUCUGCACCAAGAGCACCACCACCGGCGGUGGCGGUGGCGGCGCCCGCACGUUUCAAAUUCCAAAACGUAUGUGGGAAUCCUGUUAAUCUUCUUCUGCUGCACAGAAAUGUUGGUAGCAGUUGCAAAAGGGUGGUGGUUUCAACUAAAGCUGCUUACAGUCGUAUGCCAAUGGACACACCAGGGGCUUACCAGCUCAUAGAUAAAGAGAGUGGAGAUAAAUUCAUAGUAUGGGGAGGUACUGAAGAUGACGACUCUUCUAUCCCUUCCAAGGAAGUUCUCUCAUGGAAACCUCUCGCUUCUACUUCUCCUGACAACAACCACCCUCCUCCAACUCAGAGUAGCAGUAAUGAAGCUUCGACUAGGGGAUUAACAGGGAAUUUCGGCAGACUGAAAUUUAGAAGAAUGAGAGAUCUAGUAAGAAAAAGCUACACAAAAAACAAAGAACGCGAUGUUAUUGAUCACGACAAACACAAUACUACAGAUGCCUCUUCCCGAUCAUCAUUCAGUUCAUAUAAUGAACCUGGUCAGUUAAAAGAGCAACAAACGCUUAGUCUUCCUAGAGGUCGUGCCAAAAUUCAGCAGCUAGAAGACAGAAAGAAUUCCCAAAAAUUAAUCAGAGUGGAAGACGAAGAUAGAGAUAUAGCUAUCGAAAAUGUUAGCAAACAUUUCGCAGGCUAUAGCAGUGAUUCUCAUGCACACUCUGCAAGAGUAGUUCAUCCUGGAUCAAAAGCUUCGGCUUCUCCCUUACGUGGAUGGGGUGGGGGAUCAAGUCAUUACAGUCUUAAGAGGGAAGAAAUUUUCAGACAAAGGCGAAACUUGGAUGAUGAAAACAAUUUCUUUAGUAGAAAAUCCUUUCAAGAGUUGGGAUGCAGUGACUAUAUGAUAGAAUCCUUAAGGAAUCAGCACUUUGUGCGCCCUUCACAUAUUCAGGCCAUGACAUUUGGACCCAUCAUUGCUGGAAAGAGCUGCAUAAUAUCUGAUCAAAGUGGAUCUGGAAAGACUUUGGCAUAUCUACUACCACUUAUUCAACGUCUUAGGCAAGAAGAACUUCAAGGACUUAGCAAACCAUCAUCUCAAAGUCCUCGGGUUGUAGUACUGGCACCAACAGCUGAAUUGGCUUCUCAGGUCCUAAGUACCUGCCGCUCAUUUUCGAAAUCUGGUGUUCCUUUCCAUUCUAUGGUUGUUACUGGUGGUUUUCGCCAGAGAACUCAAUUGGAGAACCUAAGACAGGAGUUAGACAUUCUUAUAGCAACUCCUGGCCGGUUUAUGUUUCUUAUCAAAGAGGGCUACCUGCAGUUAACUAAUCUCAAGUGUGCUGUGCUGGAUGAGGUUGAUAUCCUUUUUAGCGAUGAGGAUUUUGAGACUGCAUUUCAAUGUUUGAUUAACUCUUCACCAAUCACCACACAGUAUCUAUUUGUGACUGCAACUUUGCCCAUGGACAUAUACAACAAGCUGGUAGAAAGUUUUCCUGAUUGUGAACUAGUAAGUGGUCCUGGUAUGCACCGUACAAGCCCUGGCUUGGAAGAGUUCCUUGUAGAUUGCAGCGGAGAUGAAACAGCUGAAAAAAGUCUGGACACAGCUUUUAUCAAUAAAAAGAAUGCCCUACUUCAUCUGGUGGAGAAUAGCCCAGUUCCAAAAACAAUUGUCUUCUGUAACAAGAUUGAUAUCUGCAGAAAAGUUGAGAAUGCAUUAAAGCGAUUUGACAGGAAAGGAUUCUCCAUAAAAAUUUUACCCUUCCAUGCUGCACUGGACCAAGGAAGGAGACUUGCAAACAUGGAGGAGUUUCGCCGCUCAAAGAUGGAGAACAUUUCUUUGUUCUUGGUGUGCACCGACAGAGCAUCCCGAGGUAUCGACUUUGAAGGUGUAGACCAUGUGGUCCUCUUUGAUUAUCCUCGAGACCCUAGCGAGUAUGUACGUCGUGUUGGAAGAACUGCCAGGGGUGCUGGUGGAAAAGGAAAGGCAUUCAUAUUUGCCGUUGGGAAGCAAGUUUCUCUUGCUCGAAGGAUAAUGGAAAGAAACAAGAAAGGCCACCCAGUCCAUGAUGUGCCGUCAAUAUUAACUUAGCAUCCUGCAAAAGGGCGCAUGGAACCUGGAAAACAGGACAGUAUGAUGCUGGUGCGCUUAGAAGGCCAUUGAGAAGAAGCAAAAGAAUUAAGAAACCAUCACAGGGGCUCACAUAAUAUACUUGCGAUCCAGGUUAAGGGCUUAGCUCUGUCAAAAGAUUGUAGAGGGUGGGGUUAGUUAAUAACACAGUGCCAUUAUAGUGGAGUAGGCAAGAAGUUUGUUGAGCAAGUUUUGAUUUCUCAUCCCUGUUCUUCUAAGUCUUCUCAUCACCGUUCUGCUUUCCUUAUUGUACUUUUUAUCAGUUUCCUUUGUAAUUUUCUUUGAGUUAUCAAUAAAAUCUGUUUCCCUUUGUGUUCCAUUAAA